Messenger RNA from Penicillium roqueforti, 849 nucleotides. RefSeq lists its product as uncharacterized. Bases 1 to 849 code for a protein of 282 amino acids. Lineage: Eukaryota; Fungi; Ascomycota; Eurotiomycetes; Eurotiales; Aspergillaceae. The transcript is spliced from 3 exons. The record is from RefSeq and is a predicted model, not a curated record.
AUGAGCUCAGUCGAAGAGACACCGGUCCAUAGCCCGUUAAAGGCUGCUGUAGGGGAACGCAAAACCACUUUCUAUGUCCACCCCGGUGCUCUGAUCCAAGGCAAAUCUGCCUUAACCGCUAGGGUGACUGGACCAUGGAAGUUUGCCGGACAAGACUUAUUGGACUGGUCCGAUUUCGAUGAAGAAACUAUCAGUUGUGUUCUGGAAUUUUGCUAUUCCCAGAAAUAUACUACCCCAUGGGAACUGCAUCCAAGCAAGAAAAAAUCAGUACUACAAGAACCAACAAAAUCAUCUACUGAACACAAUGCUACAUCCAGCUCCUCACCGACUUCUCGAAGCUAUACGGGGGAUGCUAUAGUUCUACACGCGAAGGUCUACUCAUUCGCCCAGCGUUAUCUUGUUAUGGACCUACAAGAUUAUGCUCGUGUCCUAAUGAAGGAUGCUUUUGGACCUUUUCUGAAAGAGUAUGGGAGUUCGCCCUACGCAACGAGUGGUUCUCUGGCAGAUACGAUUCGGAUUAUCUACGGCAGCACGCUCCUAUCGAGCGAUCUUGCUCGCAAAGAUUUAUGCGAUUUUAUUGCCGCGUCCCAUGAGAAAUUUAGGAACGAUUUUGCCGACUUCCAAGAAGACACUGGGGACUUUAUGAGUGACCUAGCUUCGACACUCUCUCAACUCCUUUCCUCCAAGGAUGCCAUCAACAGGGAAUAUCAACGGAAAGACGCCGAAAGUCGAGCGCAAAAAAAAGUUGCCAAACCUGAGAAUACCUUAAAUACUACAAGCCCGUUUGGAUUCACAACUACUUCUUUUACCCCCAACGAUGGUCUGUUUGGGCGGGCAAGAUAUGCAUAG